CUUCGUUGUGAUCAAAGACCUUAAACAUAUUGUUUUGUUUAAAAGUUAGUUUCUUUUCUUUUUUUCUCUCUCUGUCUCUUUGUCACUCUCUCUCGCGAUGGAAGCUCAACACCUCCAUGGCAAGCCCCUAGCUGAAGGAGAAUGGUCCACAGGAUUCUGUGAUUGCUUCUCCGACUGCAAAAACUGUUGUAUCACAUGCUGGUGUCCAUGUAUUACAUUUGGCCAAGUCGCUGAGAUUGUAGAUCAAGGAUCAACCACGUGUGGCACGGCUGGAGCACUAUACGCGUUAAUAAACGCAGUAACGGGUUGCGCAUGUAUAUACUCGUGUUUCUAUCGUGGAAAGAUGAGAGCUCAAUACAAUAUCGAAGGCAGUGAUUGUGGAGACUGCCUAAAACAUUUCUUCUGCGAGCUCUGUGCUCUCACCCAACAAUACCGUGAACUCAAGAACCGCGGUUUCAAUAUGGAUCUUGGAUGGGCGGGGAACGUACAGAGGCAGCAAAACCAAGGCACCGAGAUGGGUGCUCCUGUCUUUCAAGGUGGCAUGAACCGUUAAGACUAAUUCUUUAUAUGUAAUUUCUUCGGUCAUAUAAUAAACGAGGUUUAGUCCUCUGUGUGUUUCUGUAAUAUGCUUCUGAAUUAUGAAUGAAAGUGAUUUUAUUUAUUGCGUUAAUA
Messenger RNA from Raphanus sativus (radish), 672 nucleotides. RefSeq names its product protein PLANT CADMIUM RESISTANCE 2. Bases 98 to 553 code for a protein of 151 amino acids. Lineage: Eukaryota; Viridiplantae; Streptophyta; Magnoliopsida; Brassicales; Brassicaceae. The transcript is spliced from 4 exons. The record is from RefSeq and is a predicted model, not a curated record.